GUCAGCUGUAGCCCACAGUCUGUAUUUGUCAAUAACGUCAAAGUCAAAAAUAAAAGACGUCUGUUGAUGAAACGAGAUAUAUUAUGGGUUGAUUUUUGUAAAUAAAAAAAAUGGUCCAGUUGCUGUAUAUAAUUGCUAGUUUACACGUUCUUCUGUGCCCAUUCACUAAAGUGGAAGAGAGCUUCAAUAUACAAGCUUUUCACGACAUAUUGUACCACAGACAUAACCUCACACAGUACGACCACAAUGAAUUUCCGGGUGUGGUGCCUCGCACUUUCAUUGGACCACUCGUUAUUUCGCUGUUAUCCGCACCUAUAGUUGGAUUAUUACACAUCAUUGAAAUUAAUAAAUUCUGGACACAAUAUGUAGUUCGGUUAACAUUAGCACUGACAGUAAUAGGAGCAUGGAGUCGUCUAAAGAAUGCUCUUCAAAAGCAAUUUGGUAACACAUUUGCCUGGUGGUUUACUCUCAUCACUGUUACUCAGUAUCACUUCAUGUUUUACAUGAGUCGUCCUCUACCUAACAUUAUGGUGCUACCUUUAGUUCUGCUAGCAUUUGAAGGAUGGCUCUCCGGUAAACAAAAACAAUUCAUAAUAUCAGCUGGGGCAGCAAUUAUUAUAUUUAGGUCUGAGUUGGCAAUGUUGUUUGGUCUGUUUUUAAUUAUGGACCUCUAUUUUAAGAAAUUGGAUAUACCAACAUUGUUUAAGAUCGCCAUUCCUGCUGCAAUUGCUCUGAUAGCCCUAACUGUUGUAGUGGAUUCAAUAUUUUGGGGACGAUUACUAUGGCCAGAAGCAGAAGUGUUUUGGUACAACACAAUAUUGAACAAAAGUUCUGACUGGGGUACAUCACCUUUCCUGUGGUAUUUCUACUCGGCUCUUCCGCGCGGGCUCGGUCCCAGUAUAGUCCUCAUACCUGUUGGCUUGUAUUUGGACCGCCGCUUCGUGCAGUUUUGUGCGCCAGCUUUUGUUUAUAUAUUACUUUAUUCAUUUCUGCCUCAUAAGGAACUUAGGUUUAUUAUUUACGUUUUCCCAUUGCUCAAUAUGGCAUCUGCUGCUGCUUGCUCUUACAUUUAUAUAAGACGAACGAAAACACCGAUAUUCGAGUUAUUAUUUUGGGGGGCUAUCGUUAUAAUUGUGGGUAACAUUAUAAUAUCCCUUGCAUUUAUGUUAGUUGCAAUAACUAACUACCCAGGAGGCGUAGCUAUUACAAGAUUCCACAAACUACUAAAAAAUGAACCAUUUGUUCACGUACAUAUCAGCAACCUAGCUGCUCAAACAGGCGUUACUAGAUUCACACAAAUACGUAAUGAUUGGAUAUAUAGUAAAAAUGAGUCAUUAGAUGUAGAACAACUCCAAGAGUAUACUCAUCUUCUCAUUGAAGCAAAGAGCAAAUACUCGCCAAAUCUUAAAGCCUUCACUCAUACACACAUAAUUCUGGAUAGUAUUGAAUCUUUUUCGCAAGUUGCUGUCAAUUAUAAGCUGAUGCCACCUUUCCGAAUCAAAACAAAACCAGCUAUUUUCGUACUAGAAAGGACAGAUUUCCGUGAGUAUCCUCUUGGGCACAAAACUCAAAGUUUCGAGAGCGAAAAAGAAAAUGAGUCAUAUGAAGUUAAACAAAAUGAGUACAAAGAAGAUUCAAUAGAAAGUAAUGUAGACUAUGAGAAUGGAGACGACGAUGAUAAAAUCGACUUUGAACCUGCUACAGUUGUCGAGCCGCAAAAGGCCGAUGAGAUAAAAAAAGAAAGCGACGAAAUUAUCGAAGAAGUUGAAGUACCUGAAGCAAAAAUUGUAGUUGAAGAAGCCAUUGUUGUUGAAGAGAUAAAAGAGAAACCAGCCAAAACAAAACCUAAGAAAUCAUUAGCAACUCCGAAGGAUGAAUCCGUCGCGCUGGAAGCUGAAGAACCAGUCCCUAGGAUAAUACCCAAGAAAUUACCGAAUACUCCAGCCGAAGAACCAAUUGUUGAUAUGCAAGACGAGGUUAUACCAAAAAUUAAAGCCAAAAAAUCUUUAGAUGAGUUAAAGUUAUUAAGACAAGAAAGAAAGAAAAAGGCAAUAACGAAAAUUAAAAGUGAAACUCGUAAAGAAGUUGUCGCGUCAGCAAAAGAAAAACUGAGGGAAUUAAUGAAGAGGCACAAACAUAUCGCUGAUGAGCUGUCCGAUACUAACAUAUCAGAUGUUAAGGUUGAAUUAGAGAAGGAUGGAAGAGGUGAUAUACCUGAUUCAGAAUUAUUAACUGAAACUGAAAAGAUAGAAAUUUUGGAGUCUGUGGAUGAGACCAAUAAAGAAGAUCCAACUAUAGGUGCAGGGCCUAAAGUAGAAGUCAUUGAGAGUAAUCAGACGAACGAAAAUAUAGACUCCAUAGUAGAAGAAGUUAUAGCUAGACUUAUAGAUAGAAAAAUAUAUGAUGAUAAAACUAAACCUGAAGAUAUCAAAGCAGAGGACAGACAAAUGAUACAAAAAAUUGUUGAAGAAAUUUUGUCUGAGAGAAUGAAUUAUUCUAAUCCACACAAUAAGUGAUUGGUGCAGUCACUAAUUCUAAUGAAUGAAUGCAGAUGUGAUCUCGUGUUGAUUUUGCCUUUUUAAGGAAUGAGUGCCAAGUUAUUGAAUUUUUAAUAAAUGUAUUUAUAAAUACUCUUAAAUGUUUCAUACAUCUUUAACAUCUUUACUUACUGUCCAUAGGGUUAAGAGUAAUUGUAAAAAUUAUCACAACAGUGUAUCAGUGGAUAUUGCAUCUACAUUGAAAAAUAUUGUUAUAAUUUGCAUUAUUAAUUUAUAUGGUCAAAGUUAAGAAAUAAGUUAUGCAUUUUUUUAUAAUCUAAUCAUAUCAAUUCAUCCAGUAUUUCUAGUCUUGAUAAAACAUGUUGGACAAGUCCUAUUUUACAAUUUCUAUAUAAAUUUAAACUGAUAUAUUUUUGUUAUAUGUUGAUGUAAAGUGUGGUGUAUUAGAAUUGUCUUAAUUUACACAUUUUCAAUGAAUAAAGAAAACAAAUACUUUAA
Manduca sexta (tobacco hornworm) is the source of this 2996-nucleotide messenger RNA. It is a transcript of the gene Alg12, whose product is annotated as dol-P-Man:Man(7)GlcNAc(2)-PP-Dol alpha-1,6-mannosyltransferase. Bases 111 to 2516 code for a protein of 801 amino acids. NCBI's taxonomy places the organism in Eukaryota, Metazoa, Arthropoda, Insecta, Lepidoptera, Sphingidae. The record is from RefSeq and is a predicted model, not a curated record. The transcript is spliced from 8 exons. Gene Ontology annotation, biological process: protein N-linked glycosylation. Gene Ontology annotation, molecular function: alpha-1,6-mannosyltransferase activity. Gene Ontology annotation, cellular component: endoplasmic reticulum membrane.